Cynoglossus semilaevis (tongue sole) is the source of this 3227-nucleotide messenger RNA. It is a transcript of the gene gal3st1b, whose product is annotated as galactose-3-O-sulfotransferase 1b. NCBI's taxonomy places the organism in Eukaryota, Metazoa, Chordata, Actinopteri, Pleuronectiformes, Cynoglossidae. Gene Ontology annotation, biological process: myelination; galactosylceramide biosynthetic process. The transcript has 3 exons. The record is from RefSeq and is a predicted model, not a curated record. Gene Ontology annotation, cellular component: membrane. Gene Ontology annotation, molecular function: galactosylceramide sulfotransferase activity. The coding region runs from base 920 to 2233 and encodes 437 amino acids.
ACACACCACCGCACACACAACGAAACGUGACCUCUGCGUAAGCCAUCGCCACAGUCAGCAGGGGGCAGUGUGUGGGGACGGCGCCACGCUCAGAGCACCUCAGUGGUAAUUUGGCAGCCGGUGGACUCGAACCUGAAACCGUCCACUUCCUUGACUACCAAGCCAGUUACCGACAAAAGAGAUUAUGUUCUUGAAGUUUACAAACCUCUGAGAACGAGGUUUGAAAAUCUAUCCCAUAAUAAGCAGAAUUAAAAUGAAGCCAGAAACACGACAGCUAACAGUGAGGUGGAGACCCCGCGAGGUACGAUGCAGCUGCGGUAUGUCGUCAAGAUUUACAUCUGAAACAUGUGAGAAACGCUCCGAGGCCAAAACAGCCGACUGUAUACGAGUGACAGAACAGGACGGACGAGUUCUGGGAACCGUUGAAUCUGACCCGGUCGGCGUUCUUAGAACAUCCGAUCUCACGUUUGUCAAAGGCCACUCAGACUAUCAGAGUUUUUAACAUUUUUGGAAAUUUUUCUUUUCUUUUUUUUUUUUUACUAUAGGUCACAACACACCUCUAGGAAAAAGACCAGAUGCGACGGCGGUUGAUCAACAUACGGCGCCCUACACUUAAAGGACCAGUACGAAUGCCUCACAUACUACUCAGAUGUACUAAUACGUAAAGGAUUAUUUAUCAUCUUGAAGUUGCUCUGCUGAGCUGGUUCUUGUAGUGUUGUGUCAUACAGGAGUCUCUGUUCAGACAGCUCCACCCUCUGGGAGGAGACCACACCUGCACGGCCAAUGGGACGGCCCCCUGACUUCGCAGCAUUAGCAGCCUCCAGCGUGUUGGCAACACAAAACUAUCUUUCCAUGAAAAACUGAACCUCUCCCCGACUGUCAGUGCCGUCAGCUGCAGGUCGUCAACUCGGCUCCGGAAAUGUUGGGCAUCAAAGGAUACAAGUGCACGGCCCUGAUCCGAGGUCUGGUUCUGUGGAUCCUCCUGACCAACAUCAUGCUGGUUCUCUACUGCUUCACCAGUCCAACGUCGGCCCCCAUCAGCCCCAGGGCCGCUCCUGAAGACACGUGUCCCCUCAGACUGGCCAGAACUCUGGAGAAGAAUCAGACCAGACCUCCUCACCUCCCCGAACCCGGGUCAGGAGACUGCUCCCCUUCGUUCAACGUCGUGUUCAUGAAGACCCACAAAACUGCCAGCAGCACCAUACUCAACAUCCUGUUCAGAUUCGGGGAAAAACAUCAUCUGAAAUUCGCCUUCCCCGACGGACGCAACGACUUCUUCUACCCGUCGCCGUUCCACUGCUCCCAGGUGAAGGACUACCAGCCCGGAGACUGUUUCAACGUGGUUUGUAACCACAUGCGCUUCAACCACCAGGAGGUCUCCAAGCUCCUGCCUCCCACCGCCAUGUACAUCACCAUCCUGCGUGACCCGGCGGCUCUCUUCGAGUCGUCCUUCCAUUACUUCCGCAAUGUGGUUCCUAGCACCUGGAGCAUCAGAGGAGAGAACAAACUCCAGGAGUUUCUCGACCAUCCUCGGAGCUACUACAGUCCAGAUGGGUACAACUCCUUCUACAUGAAGAACCUGCUCUCGUUUGACUUUGGCUUCGACAACAACAUGGAGGCCGACGAUCCGCGGAUCACGGAGAACAUCCGUGAAUUAGACAGAUAUUUUGACCUGGUCCUCAUAGCGGAACACUUCGAAGAGUCUCUUAUUCUGCUGAAGGACAAACUCUGCUGGAGCAUGGAGGACAUUUUAUACUUUAAACUCAAUGCUCGGAAGAGUUCGUCCGUGUCUGAACUGUCGCCCGAGCUGAGGGCCAAGGCUUUGGAGUGGAACGGCGCCGACUGGAGACUCUACCAGUUCUUUAACGCCACCCUGUGGGCCAAGGUGGAGCGGUACGGGAGAGAGAGGAUGAAACGUGAGGUGGAGGAGCUGAGGAGGAGAAAUGCAGAAAUGGAAGAGAUCUGCAUCGACGGAGGAGGUGCAGUGGAAGCCCCGCACAUUCGGGACAGACAUUUCAAGCCCUGGCAGCCCGUCGGGGAACUAUCCAUCCUGGGGUACAACUUAAAGGAAAACGUGGAUCCCGAAUUCAGGACCGUGUGUGAGAAAAUGCUCACACCUGAAAUCCAGUACUUGUCGGACCUGGGUGUGAGUCUGUGGGUGAGCCGACUGUGGGGCUGGUUGAAAGAUACGAUCAUCACCAAGGCCGUCCCUGUGAUCAAAGUGUUUCUGUAAGUGAUCGUGACUUUAAUCCUCUGACCUGUGAGCUUUUUUUUGUGCAGAUACAAAUGUGACGAAAUAUGGAGUUGAAAAGAAGACGUUUCUUCGUGGAAAAACGGAAAAAAGAAAAUCGUAAAAAUGUAUAUAAAAUGAGACGAUUAUUUUAUUUUGAUAGUUUUUUUUUGCAGUGUCUGUGAUGAUGUACAGAGUAUAACUUGACAUUUAUUUUUAUAAUUGAUCUAAUAUUUGUUAUUGUUUUUAAGCAUUUAAAUUCAUUUUUUUAAAACAGAAUUAGUUUUUGCAUUUGACUUGAAUUCACACGCACGCGCGCGCGCCGAUCAUGAUCACAAAGCUAAUGUUUGCAGUGAUAAGUAUGAAGACUGUUAAUCCGUCCGUAUUUGUAUAUACAGCAGUAAAUGUGAUAAUACCUCCUUGGACGGACGUGUAACGAUUUAAUCUGAGUAAGACUGCCACCUGGAGGCGGAUGACUGUAAUUGCACGUGUUGCUAUCAGUAUAUAAAAACGCUUUGUAGCUCUGUGUUCGCCUGGCUGACUUUCAUUCCAGUUCGGGUGAUUUUUUUUUAACCAUUAAGAAGUGUUUGUCUUCGAACUUUUUGACUUUUCUCUGUAUCACUAACAUUAUAUACAUGACUUUUUUUUUUACAGCGUAUUUGAACUGAUUCAGUCGAAGGCAGUACAGACACUGACUAAAUACAUGUACUGUGUUGUUUGGCAGGAGCAGGACUGAAUUGAUAUGUGAAUUAUUUUACACUGUAGCAGAUGUUAGCUGAAUCCUACUGUACAUGUGUGUUAAAGUAUCACACAACAUCGUUGACACGGUGUCAUGGCACCAUGAUUGUUGAUGAGGAAAGACAUUUUUCAUAAGUGACAUAAACCCUAACCCGGGGCCUCUGUUGUUUACUUUACAACGCCUUCUCUUUUUCUUCUUGCAUGCGUUUUGAUUUUGUGAUUGUUUGGAUUUUCAGUGUUGUUUUUUUCCUUCUGAACU